This is a messenger RNA of Caenorhabditis remanei, 4017 nucleotides long. RefSeq lists its product as uncharacterized. The transcript has 28 exons. The record is from RefSeq and is a predicted model, not a curated record. Gene Ontology annotation, molecular function: endopeptidase inhibitor activity. Bases 1 to 4017 code for a protein of 1338 amino acids. NCBI's taxonomy places the organism in Eukaryota, Metazoa, Nematoda, Chromadorea, Rhabditida, Rhabditidae.
AUGGCUCCAAAAUUUACAAUUACCGCGACCAGACCGUACUUCACCCGUGAUACAGAGGAUGUUAUUCUCAUGGUUGAUGGAGAUGGUAUUGCUCAUGGUAAUGUGAGUAUUUGUCUUGAAUCUAUUUCCGAGAAAAACAAUGUUAUGCGGACAAAAGAAGUUAAAGUGAGCUCAAAAAUCGGAGAUGCUCUGAAAAUUGGAAUUCCGAAUGAGUGGCGGAAUGAUGUUAGCGUCAUACGAGUUGUUGCAAAACGGAAGAUCAAAAAUGGCUACAGUAAUGAGACAAUGCUUUACAUUCCAAAUCUCAGCAGCACAACUUUACAAUCUUCUCUUAUCAAUCCAGAGGAAAUAAAGUCGUUCUACAGAGAUGAUGAGAUAAUGAAUAUCCGAGUAGCUAACACGGGAAAAGAGAUGAAUUUUGUGAUAAUUUGCAACUCACACACUGUACACCGCGUUCCGAAUGAUGUCAAAAACAACAUUCUCCGAAUAAAAAUUACCGAUAAAAUGGAGGGAACUUGUAUUCUCACAGCAUUUUCCGCCGAUUUAACUUCGGAUGUUUUUCUGUUCAGAGUACACAACUAUUGUGAGGAUUGUAAAGUGAAAGUAUCAAAGGUUUCGAACGGAAUGAGCAAAGAAUUGAGAAGAAAUGACGCUAUUCAACCUGGAGAUGAGAUGGAAUUAGAAUUUACAGGACACUCAGAAGCCAUCGUUUUUUAUAGAGCCAUGGAUGAACGAUUGAACUACAUUACACUGAAAAAUGAUUACAUGACACACGAGUACCAGGACUAUAUGAUAUUUGGACAACAAUCUUUAGGAGCAAAGAUUCUCAAUCUUGUAAACGAAGAAAAAGUUGACAAAACUAUGAAAGAGGUGUGUACCGCAGCGGGGCACCAACUUCGUUUCAGAUGUGAACAAGGGCAGCGGUCCACUUCUCUCGUCUCCGAGAAAUGCCUGAAGCAUGUUCUGAAAAGCUGUUAUAAAAAUUCAUCAGCUACUGUACUUCCUAUCAUGAACCCAUACAUAGAAAGGAAGGUGCCAGUUCUCGCUUCAAGUGCAAACUGGUUAGGAAGCCUCAAUGUUUUCCGUACAAAAACAAAUAAUGCUCCUCAUGCACUCUUCGUCAAACCUGAAUUCCACGACACUGGAGUGAUAGUCCAAAAGCCCAAAAUCCGGCAGCACUUCCCGGAGACUUGGCUUUUUGACGCAAUUGUACUUGAACGAAAUGGGACAAAAAAGAUUACAGCUACCUCACCUGAUAACGUCGGUCAAUGGGCUUUGAAUAGCGCUUAUUGGUGGCAUGGAAGAGCAUCCUUAUUUCCAGGAGAAACAAAGUACAUUCAGACAAGCAAGCCCAUUUUUUUGGAGGUUGAUAUGCCAAGAAAUGUUUACGUUAAUGAAACUAUCAGUCCACUCCUUACUGUAACUGGAGUUGACUUAGUGAAAUCGAGAGAGACACUUGUCAUCUGUCUGUCAGAACUGCCAAGAAAAGUUUGUGCGGAUCAAGGAGCAAAUGGAAACAAAGGGACGACGUAUUACAUGAAAGUUGAAGUAUCAAGGAGCUCUCCUAUUCAAAGCAAGUACUUGAUGAUGAAAUUUUUAUCUCCAGGUCUUGUUAACAUGACAGUAACAUUGAGAACAGAAAAUUGCGAGACAGGAAAAAUACUCGAUGCUGUAAGGAAGCAAGUUGAGAUCCAGAAACGAGCAGACACCGAAGAAUAUUAUGAGAGACACAUUCUAAAUCCUAGCAAACCGCUGGUAACGGCAAUGAAUGAUGAUCCAGGGUCCACCAGUAGUAAAGAUACAAAAAUGAUAACUUUCUCUGACCAACAUGCAUCUACGGAUGACUCUGAAACUAUUAACACUCUCAUCACAUCAAAUGUUCCUGACACUGAAACUGUUUUCUCAUUUAGUAUAACAUUGUCAAAAUUCCUUCCACUCCAUGAUAGACAAACAACAAUGUCGAUGGGUACAAGAUUCAAGAGAAACGGAUUGAGAAUGCUCACUUCGGUCAUCCGAGAGCUAUCAGUAGUGUUAUAUAAGUUCAAGAAACUAAAACUUUCUGGAUUCACCUCUUAUCAAAUGGAAGCGAAUAUCAAUGAUUUGAUCAAUGAAAUGAUGCAGUUCUCCAAUUGCACAUCUAGAAAGGAUCCAUGUGCGUACAGUGAAUUUGGAAAACCACAGUCAUCUAAAGAUGUCUCCAUUUUAUUGACAAGUAUUGCUACAAGUCUUCUAUGUGAAGCAGAUGUGGAAGAAAACAGAGUGCUGGGAUCUCUUAAAACUAUAACCGCCUAUAUUCCAAGACUAGGAAGUAAAGAUUUCAACGAGGACCUUAGUGACAUCAUAGACGUGGAAAGCACAGGGGAUAAGAAAUACCUCCUAGUUUCGUUUAUGUAUCAAGUUUCACGAGACUGCUCCAGCUAUCGCAGUAGCUUCAAAAAUAUGACAAGAUCAUUUGGGAAAUUGCAUAAAUAUUUCUAUCAACUGGAUGAAUCGAAUGUGAAGGAUGGAAGAACUUCUGCAGCAAUUGCUUUUAUGGCAACCAAUGCGACUGCCGAGUUAAUGAGGAGUGAUCUACUUUCGAAAAUAAAUAAAGAACAUCCUCCUUACUGGAAGUGUAGUGGAUACGAAACGAAUCGAAUCGACAAAUUGAAAAGAAACAACGAGUCGUUCAGGCGGAGACGAGAGAGUUGUCAAGUUAUGGUUAACAGUUUCGCUUUAUCCGCUAUUGUGACAGCAUAUGCUGAAGGAACGGAGAUUGAUUGGGAUCGAUUGGCUGAUUGGAUUUCAGAGCAGCAGAGUAGUGAUGGGUCAUAUGGAAGCCCUCUCACAACACUUGUUGCGACUAGAUCUUUGUACGAAAAACGGCGAAGAUCAGUGGAAAUUGCAUUCAAUGAUCAUUUAGAAGUGACAAUUCGAUGCAAAGGAUGUCCCGAGAAAAAAGUUAAUGUCACCGAGAGUCCUAUUGAAAUUCACAUUCCAACCAACAUUCAUUACGUAACUCUGAUAACAAAAGGGCACGGAAAAGCUGUUGUUGCUGCUAGAAUUGUUGCAACAAAACGACCGAGACCAAAGAGAGGCCUCACACAAGACGACUACUAUCCAGUACAUUUAUCAAUUGACCAGAAAGUCCAAGACAAUUUUGUUCAUCAGACAGUCUGCUUUAAUGUAACUAAUCCAACAAUCAAAACAUUGGAUAUGUUCCAUGGAACUUAUACGUUAUUCUCGGCUACUCCAGAUCAGCUUUACUUUUUAAAUGAAACAUACACACCUAUCAACCCUACAUCAUCAGCGCUUGGUCUCCAUUUCAUUCUAACUAAUAUCAGGGCAAACGAAACAAUAUGUUAUAAAGUGGCACUUAGUGAAUCGAAAGGAGGAAAAAACAUUCCUUAUAAGUCUGCACCUGUUCCUAUUCGUGCAACUCAUCCUGUACAAGGACUAGUCGGAAUGUUGCUCAUCGCUCAUCCAGAUGUCCCAAGGUCAGAUGUAGUUGUACGCAGAAGACGUCAUCAUCACACGAGGACAAGAUUUGUGAGACGAAUCAUUGAUGAAUCGGCUGUCGAUACUGUCUGUUAUGAUGGUGGUGAAUGUUCUUGUGCCGAGACGACAUGUGAUGUGAAAUGCAAUAAAUGUCAUUUGGAUGAUUCAAAAGAUUUACGAAAUUUGUUGUCGACUCCUGGCUUUUUCGGUGUCCGCUUCGAACUCACUUCAAUAAGCUCCUCUUUGAUGAAUGGAGCUAACUACACAAUAUACGAUGGUCUGGUUAAAGAUAGCAACGGUAUUGGCGCUGGAGCAUUUGAAUUGUCAAAGAAAGUAAGGGUGUGGCUUCGAUCAUGUAAUGUUGGUUGCACACCGGGAGAGAAAACCUUGAAACGAGAUUACUACGUUCUGGGUCAUGAAGAUGGUCUUAAUUCUGAUUCCUAUGGAAGACAAAACUACAUUCUCAACCACUUGGACCGAUUCGAAGAGAGUUCGUACGCUUGUCAAAGUUUGAACUCAGCAAUCACAAUUAGAUACUGA